AUGGCUGCUCUUCGCUCGACUUCGCGCCUUGUCGCAUCCUCCAAGCCUCUCUUCCGCCCCGCCGUCUUCGCUCGCUCCUAUGCGACUGUCGACCCGGUUGCCCAGGUGAGCGGGACAGGUUACGCCAGUUCUAAAACUGUUCCCGAAUCUAAGACCUCAACUGCACAGGAUCCCAACCCAUCGGAGACCCCGAGAGUGAAGACAUUCCAUGUCUACCGCUGGAACCCCGACCAGCCGACCGAGAAGCCCAAGAUGCAGUCCUACUCUCUGGAUUUGAACAAGACCGGACCUAUGAUGCUCGACGCCCUGAUCCGCAUUAAGAACGAGAUGGACCCUACCCUGACUUUCCGGAGAAGUUGCCGUGAAGGUAUCUGCGGAAGUUGUGCGAUGAACAUCGACGGUGUCAACACCCUUGCUUGCUUGUGCCGCAUUCCUACCGACACCGCCAAGGAUUCUCGCAUCUACCCUCUUCCUCAUACCUACGUUGUCAAGGAUCUGGUUCCCGAUCUGACCCAGUUCUACAAGCAAUACAAGUCGAUCAAGCCUUACCUGCAGCGUGAUACCAAGACCGAAGAUGGCCUUGAAUUCCGUCAAAGUCCUGAAGACCGCAAGAAGCUUGACGGUCUCUACGAGUGCAUUCUGUGUGCCUGCUGCUCCACCUCCUGCCCCUCGUACUGGUGGAACAGCGAGGAGUACCUCGGACCUGCUAUCCUCCUCCAAUCCUACCGUUGGUUGGCCGAUUCCCGUGAUGAGAAGACUGCCGAGCGCAAGCACGCCCUAGACAACAGCAUGAGCGUCUACCGUUGCCACACCAUUCUCAACUGCUCGCGGACUUGCCCCAAGGGUCUGAACCCCGCCCGGGCUAUUGCGGAGAUCAAGAAGUUGAUGGCCGCUCAUUAA
This is a messenger RNA of Aspergillus alliaceus, 900 nucleotides long. It is a transcript of the gene sdh2, whose product is annotated as succinate dehydrogenase iron-sulfur protein subunit SDH2. NCBI's taxonomy places the organism in Eukaryota, Fungi, Ascomycota, Eurotiomycetes, Eurotiales, Aspergillaceae. The record is from RefSeq and is a predicted model, not a curated record. Gene Ontology annotation, biological process: respiratory electron transport chain; tricarboxylic acid cycle; aerobic respiration. Gene Ontology annotation, cellular component: mitochondrial membrane. The coding region runs from base 1 to 900 and encodes 299 amino acids. Gene Ontology annotation, molecular function: electron transfer activity; 2 iron, 2 sulfur cluster binding. The transcript has 3 exons.